Molecule: messenger RNA, 1185 nt
Organism: Odobenus rosmarus divergens (Pacific walrus)
Lineage: Eukaryota; Metazoa; Chordata; Mammalia; Carnivora; Odobenidae
Gene: CD1E
Product: CD1e molecule
Exons: 6
Coding region: 1-1185 (394 amino acids)
Biological process (GO): antigen processing and presentation, exogenous lipid antigen via MHC class Ib; positive regulation of T cell mediated cytotoxicity; immune response
Cellular component (GO): external side of plasma membrane
Molecular function (GO): lipopeptide binding; exogenous lipid antigen binding; endogenous lipid antigen binding
Source: RefSeq, a predicted model, not a curated record
AUGCUGCUCCUGUUGCUGCUGCUCUUCGAAGGAUGUCUCCAGUGUGGAGCAAGCCUAGAUGCACCCCAGGUCCCAGGACCCCCUGAUCCAGACACAGAAGAGGCCCUCUCCUUCCGCAUCCUCCACACCUCCUCGUUUGCCAACAGCAGCUGGGCGUCCUCGGAAGGUUCGGGCUGGCUGGGCGAUCUGCAGACUCAUGGCUGGGACAAGGUCCUGGGCACCAUCAGCUUCCUGCGGCCCUGGUCCCAGGGGAAUUUCAGCUCCGAGGAUCUGAAGACCCUGAAAAAUCUGUUCCUACUCUACUUCCACGGCUUCGUCAUCGAGGUGCAGGCCUUUGCGCACCAGUUUCAGUUUGAAUACCCCUUCGAGCUCCAGGUGUCAGCUGGCUGUACAGAACAUGCUGGGAAGGCCUCAGGAAGCUUCCUGAAUGGGGCUUAUCAAGGCUCAGAUUUUCUGAGUUUCCAAGGAAACUCCUGGCAGCCAUCUCCAGGAGCUGGAAGUCGGGCUCAGAAGGUCUGUGCGGUGCUCAACAACUACCUAGAUAUUAAGGAAAUUGUGCAGACCCUUCUCAGCCACACCUGCCCUCAGUUUCUGGCAGGAAUCCUUGAAGCAGGGAAGUCAGAACUGGAACGACAAGUGAAGCCUGAGGCUUGGGUGUCUAAAGGCCCCAGUCCUGGUCCUGGCCGUCUGCUGCUGGUGUGCCACGUCUCCGGCUUCCACCCAAAGCCUGUGUGGGUGAUGUGGAUGCGGGGUGAGCAGGAGCAGCGGGGCACCCAGCGAGGCGACGUCCUGCCCCAUGCUGAUGAGACGUGGUAUCUCCGAGUGACGCUGGACGUGGCGGCCCGGGAGGCAGCCGGCCUGUCCUGCCGAGUGAAGCACAGCAGUCUGGGAGGCCAGGACAUAAUCAUCCACUGGGGUGGAAACUCAGUCCUGCUGACACUGCUCUGUCUGGUGGUGAUAAUUACCCUGCUCCUGCUACUUGUAGGGCACUCCUGCUUUAAAAAGCACAGCUCAAAUUGGAAGGCCCUGGCGCCCCCUGCCCCCAGUCCUGACUCCCCCAUAGGGACCGACGCCCAGGGACCCAGGACUCCUGGACACCAGCUCUACAUGCCACAGGAAUCGUGGAUCAAGAAUAGAUUUUUAGAGAAAUGGAAAACAAGCUUAAACCAACUCUGGCAACAUUAG